Parnassius mnemosyne (clouded apollo) is the source of this 5635-nucleotide messenger RNA. Lineage: Eukaryota; Metazoa; Arthropoda; Insecta; Lepidoptera; Papilionidae. The record is from the annotation of a GenBank genome assembly.
AAUAAACCAGCUCAGAUCAUACAUUGUUGUAGUUUGAUUUAUAUAUUAUCAACUCUUCAAGUGUAUCAAUAGGACAAACAGUACAACUAGCUUCAUUAGUAAACAUUGGUCCAUCGACCCCGGAUAUCAGACCCGGAAUAGUCUGAAUUUUUUGUUAGUUUGCGGUGCCAGCUUUGGGCCGCACCCCGUAGUACUCGCAGUGGAUCGCUGCGGCAAGAGUACCGGGCACCUCGCAGAGGCAGCAACAGCUUGGCCCAGCAAGAGGGCCAUACUCAGCUGCAUUGGGAGUGUUAGUUCAACGUGACGCCACAGAGGGCGCCAUCAGCAGUACAUCGCCAAUUCAAUCUUCGAGUUCGUCGAUAGCAGCCGGGAGUUGAAGUUCAAAGUGACGCCGAAGGAGGGCGCCACGAGUACACUACUAGUUCAACCUGGGUUUGUGUGAGUGAAGUGCAAACGUGAGUACAAUUUAAUUAAAUACCAUAGUAGCAGAGACAUUUAAUAUAACUUGAUUGGUGACAAGUACUGUAGACAUUAUUUGCCAAGCAAUUUUAAACUUUAUUUCUAAGAAGAUUUUAACUUUAAAAUUGUGCAUGUUAGAUUAAGGACUUAGAAUAAGUUUUAUAAAAACGGAGGAACGGGGAACCUAUGUCCGAUUUCUACCAGAGUGUAUUUAUUUAUAAACACUUGUAAAAUUUUUCGUUGUUUUUGAGACUUAGAAAAAAUCGCAAACUUUUGUCUAGUAAAGAAACUUGUAAAGUUAUACAUUUCAAUUGAGGUUGUUCUGUUACCAAGUUAAUAUUGUGUUAACAUUUAGAUUGAUAAAUUUAUCUUCACAUAAAUAAUUAAAUUAUACUUUUGUUUGAUAUUAAUUAAUCAAUUCUAUAACUAUCUUUUACCAUCAUUUUGUUUGUUGUUUACGAUGGAAGGACAAAUUAAUAUAUUAAAAGACCUUCAACAAGUAAUUCAAAAAGCCUUUACUAAUUUUAAAAAGUGUCCAAAGGAUAGACUUACAGUAGAAUAUAUACAAACAAGGCUUGAAUUAUUAGAAAAUGAUUGGUCUUUGUUUAAAAAUACUAAAUCUCAACUUUAUGGUCGGUUUAAGUUAGAAGACAUAGGUCAAAAGGUUGUCGAUAUAUAUGACACAACCGAAGAUACUUACAUAUCAUGUAAAUGUUUAAUGAAAUCAACGUUAAAUAGUGUAAGAGAACCGCUACCACAAGACAGUGGAUGUAGUAAUAAUUCUUCUAAGCAAUCUAAUUCAUUUGUAAAGUUGCCCAAGAUAACAAUUUCUACCUUUUCUGGCAAGUACAGUGAAUGGACAUCUUUUCACGAUCUUUUUAUUUCACUUGUACACAAUAAUGCAUCUUUAGAUAAUGUGCAAAAACUGCACUAUCUUAAAAGCCACCUCACUGGUGAAGCCGAACAGUUGAUUAGGCACACACCAAUCACAGAUGCCAAUUACCGCGAAUGUUGGUCUCAGUUAGAAAAGCGUUAUGCAAAUAAAAAGUAUUUAACCAGUUGUAUUUUAAAAAUAUUGUUCGGUCAGAAACGCUUACAUGUGGAAUCGGCUAACUCAUUAAAGGAGCUGCAUUUAAACAGUCGCUCGUGGUAUCACGAGCGACUGUUUAAAUGCAUUGAAAAAUUUGAAAAUCGAUGUAAGUACAUGGGACGUUAUUGUUAUCCAUAUAGUGACGUUCAAAUUAGAUAAUGAAACACGAAAGCAGUGGGAGUUAAGUGUUUCUAAUGACUCCAGCAACGAGUUGCCCACCUUUGAGCAGUUUCGGAUAUUUAUUGAAAGUCGUUUUCGCGCUUUAGAAUGUAUAGAGCCGAGGAAGGCUGUGGCUCACCAGAUCAAUAAUAGUUCUCACGUUCUUAGUUCGAAAGCAAUGCUGGCCACAAAGUCGUCGAAUAUUCGUUGCGAAUUUUGCUCAGAACUUCACAAGCUCUGUUUUUGUAAGCAAUUUGCAAAACAGUCCAUAGAAAACAGACUAGAGUUCAGAUAAUUAAUGAAUACUUACAAUUAGGACACAUGAGACCUGUAAAGGAAGAGGAUAAUAAGAAAGAUGAAGCAGUUUACUUACCACACCACGCGGUGAUUAGAAACGAUAAGACCACCACGAAGGUACGUGUAGUUUUCAACGCCUCUGAGAAAAAUAAAAAAGGAGUUUCACUCAAUGACACUUUAAUGGUUGGACCAACGCUGCAAGCAGACUUAAGACACACCAUUCUUAGAUGGAGAGUACACGCUAUUGGUAUUGUGGCGGAUAUAAUCAAAAUGUACCGCCAAGUCAGAAUAGCGGAUGAAGAUGCUGUCUUCCAGAGGAUACUUUGGCGAGAAAGCCCUGAAAAGCCACUUAGGGAUUAUGAGUUGGUAACGGUGACCUUUGGAACAGCUUCUGCACCAUAUCAGGCAGUUAGGUCACUCCAUCAGGUUGCGUACGACGAAGGAGAUAAGUACCCGCUAGCAGCAGAUAGAGUUUUAAACUCUUUUUAUAUGGACGAUUUAAUGAUGGGAAGUAAUAGCGUCGAAGAGGGCGUUGAAAUCUGUAAACAGAUGGUAGCAUUAUUAGGAAAGGGAGGAUUCGCAUUGCAGAAGUGGAACAGUAACAAUCGGCAACUAUUAGAUAGAAUAAGUUCAAUAUAUACAAAUGAAGUAGUACAGCAAACAGGUCAAAUAAAAAUUAAAAAUGAGAACACUGAAAAUAAGGACAAAGAGGACAUAGGAGUUAAGGAAAAGGAAAUAGAUAAUAAGGAAAUAGAAAUUAAGCUAAAUAGUACAAUAAAAAUUUUGGGACUUACCUGGAACCGCCACGAAGAUUGCUUUCAGUACUCGGUAAAUCUUCCACCGCUGACGACAGCACCUGUAACAAAAAGACUAAUAAUAUCAGAUAUAGCUCGUUUGUUCGACCCAUUGGGAUGGUUAGCUCCUAGUGUCGUAUUAGCAAAGAUGUUCAUACAAAAAUUAUGGCUCUUAGGUGUAUGUUGGGAUGAGGAAUUAACUACCGAAGUAAUAACAGAGUGGAGUACUUACCGCGAAGAGUUGUCAUUACUAACCAAAGUUCAGGUACCUCGUUGGCUUGGUACUAGUUCAUCUGAUGACCUUGAAUUGCACGGUUUUAGUGACGCCUCUAAAGCAGCGUACUCAGCCGUCGUUUACUUAAGAACAAUUGAUGUCUCAGGCAAAAUUCAUCUGUCGUUGUUAGUGGCUAAAACGAGAGUAGCUCCCAUCAAACAAAUUAGUAUUCCUCGAUUGGAGCUAUGUGGUGCUGUACUUGUAUCAAAGUUAUUGAUAGAGACAGCAGAGAUUUUAAAUAUUUCAAAGGAAAAGAUCUUUGCAUGGACUGAUUCUACAGUAGUGCUAUCGUGGCUUAAUAGUCACCCUAGCAGGUGGAAAACGUUUGUUGCCAACAGGACUUCAGAAAUUUUGGGCGCUUUGAAUUCAUCUCAAUGGUUUCAUGUGCCGACCAAAGAGAACCCAGCUGACUGCGCAUCAAGAGGAAUACUACCCAGUUCAUUAGUCGGUAAUGAGUUAUGGUUUUCAGGACCAUCAUUUCUGAAAAAUAAAUUAAUUGAGUACAAGAGGCCAAAGAAUCUAAAGACAGAUUUAGAACAAACUAUAAAGGCGCACACAGCUGUAGUUCCAGAGCACGUAGUUUUCGAAAAUUAUUCCAGUCUAAGAAAAUUAGUUAAAGUUAUUGCGUAUUGUCGAAGAGUUUUAAAAAAGGAAAAACACGAUAGUAAAUAUUUGAAAGAUCACGAAAUAGAAGCAGCAUUACAAACUUGUAUAAGGAAAUCACAAAUAGAUUCAUUCACAACAGAAUAUGAACAAUUAAAGGAAAAGGGGUAUUUGAAUAUAAAAUCAAGUAAAUUGAAAUCACUUUGUCCUUUUCUCGACAAGAAUGGUAUCAUGCGAAUUCGUGGACGACUUGAAAAGUCUGAACUAGAUGAGCAAGUAAAACAUCCGAUAGUUCUACCACAUUCAUGCCAUUUGACUCUUCUUAUAGUUGCAGACGCGCAUGAGAAGACAUUGCAUGGUGGUCCUCAGUUAAUGGCAAACUAUUUAAGGUCAGCCUAUUGGGUAAUAGGUGCUAGAUCUCUAGUUCAACAAUAUGUUCGCAAGUGUGUAACUUGUGCGAAACAGAGAGCUAGUGUUAGAAACCAACUGAUGGGUGCGCUCCCAUCGGUUCGAUGUACACCAGCAAGACCAUUUUUAUAUAGCGGAGUGGAUUAUGCUGGACCCAUAAGUAUAAGAACCACUAAAGGACGUGGGCAUCGUUCUUAUAAGGGCUACAUAUGCCUUUUCGUUUGCAUGUCCACUCGUGCUAUUCACCUAGAGGUCGUCAGUGACAUGAGCACACAGGCAUUUUUAGCCGCUUUUCGACGUUUUGUGUCGCGACGAGGUCACUGUGCUAAAUUGUGGAGCGACAACGGCUCCAACUUUGUAGGCGCCUCCAGAGAACUGCAACAGUUGGCAUCUAUUCAGCCAGCCAUAGCAGAAUAUCUGGAAGCAAACAACACCGAGUGGCAUUUCAUUCCGCCUCAUGCUCCCAAUUUCGGUGGUCUUUGGGAAGCGGGUGUAAAAUCCACCAAAUUUCACCUUAAAAGGGUUAUUGGCGACUCUACCCUAACGUACGAGGAAAUGACUACAUUCCUCAAUCAAGUGGAAGCCUGUCUGAAUUCGCGGCCGAUAAGCGUUAUUAACUUUACUGAUCCUGGUGAGCCCCUCCCUUUAACUCCUGGACAUUUUUUAAUAGGAGAACCGAUAAUUAAUGUACCAGAUAAAAAUUACAAAAGUUCAAACGUAAGCUAUUUAACUAGGUGGCAAUUUGUGCAAAGGAUGCUGCAGUCUUUUUGGAAACGAUGGUCACAGGAAUAUCUGUCAAAGCUCAUGAAUAGGUACAAAUGGGCGUCACAAGUUCCGGAACCUAAUGUUGGUGACGUUGUUUUAAUUAAAGAAGAUGAUUUGCCUCCAAGUCGUUGGUUAUUGGGUAGAGUUAUAGAGAAACACCCCGGUGAUGAUAACGUUACCCGUGUAGUCACAUUGCGUACGAAAACAUCCGUAAUUAAGAGGCCAACAUCAAAAUUAUGUAUUCUGCCUAUCUCGGAUCCAUGAAUUGGUCAAUUUUUAUGUCAAAUUUAUGUAAAAAUAUUAUUGUAUCAAAUGUUCUUUUACUUUUACGAUCAAAUGUAGCUAUAUGUACAACAUUAAUUACAUUUAUAGGUUUAAUUUUACAAUGUUACUUUUCAAAAUUUUAUUUUAGGUUAUUUUAAGCUGUUGAAGUCUUUAUUUUUAUUUGUAAGUUUUUAGGUCAUACUUUAUGAGAUUAAAUUAUAGAAGUGUGUUAUAAAGUAUUAAGUGCAAAUUUUAGAUUUAAGUUCAAAUUUUAAAUUUAAGUGCAAAUUUUAGAUUUAAGUGCAAAUUUUAGACUUAAGUACAAUUUAAAAGGCCAUUCCGUCACUAAAUGUCCUUGGUGGGCGGUAUGUUAAUGAAGAAACCACAUUUGUAAUUAAAAAAGUUUUAGUUCUACUUCGAUAGAUGGCGUUGACAUAGAAAUAGAUUGAACUAUGGUUGCGUUACUCAGUGUGUAAUAAGGCCAUUUAAAUUAUUGUAUAUAAUAAUAAACCAGCUCAGAUC